AUGCGUUUCUCCACCGUCGCCUCGGGCCUCACCCUUCUUUCCAGCGCCGUUGGCCACCCGGGCCACGAUCUCACGGAGGAGAUUGCCGAGCGUCGCGCUUUUUUGAGCACCGUCAAGCGUUCCAACUUGGCUCACUGCGCCGACAAACUCGCCACUCGCAGUGUCACUGCCCGCAACAUCGCCCCCCGCUCCGCUCAGGUCCACCAGGCCCGAAAGAAGCGCAACAUUAAGCGUGAUACUGAAUCCGUCCUCGCCGCGAGCCACAACUCGACCGAACUCAACUACACCCUGAACACUGACAACUCUUCUCUCUUUUCCGGCAACAACUCUUGCGUCUUGACCCCUGAGGUUACCCAAGGCCCUUACUACGUCUCUGGCGAGUAUGUCCGCCGCAACAUCAUCGAGGAGCAGGAGGGUGUCGACAUUGUCCUUGACUACCAGGUCAUCGACGUUGACACCUGCGAGCCCGUCCCGAACGUCUACCUCGAGAUGUGGCACUGCAACUCCACCGGUGUCUACUCCGGCAUCAUUGCUUCUGGCAACGGAGACUCUUCCGAUGAGACCAAAAUCGACAAGACUUGGCUCCGCGGCAUCCAGACGACCGACUCUGACGGUGUUGCUCAGUUCGAGUCCAUCUUCCCCGGCCACUACACCUCCCGCGCCACCCACAUCCACGUGAUGGUGCACCGGAAUGCCACUCUCUACUCCAACAACACCCUCGGCAACGUCAUCAUUGCCUCCCAUGUCGGCCAGGCCUUCUUUGACCAGGAGCUCAUCUCUGCUGUUGAGGCUAUUGCCCCUUACAACACCAACACCCAGGACCUCACCACCAAUGCCGACGACUCCAUCUUGAGCGAGGAGGCUGCCACCAAUGGCGUCGACCCUGUCAUGGAGUACACCCUUCUUGGCAACAGCGUCACUGACGGCCUCUUCGCCUGGAUGGCCUUCGGUAUCAACACCACCCAGGCCCAGACCAUCACCCCCGCCGCUUCACUCUAUGCUGAGGGUGGUGUCACCCACUCCAACUCUGGCGGCUCUCCCCCCAACGGCACUGCUCCCGCUGGAUCUACGCCCGCCGGCGCUUCUUCCGCUGCCUCCACCUCCACCGCUGCUUCAACUGAUGCUGCCUUCUCUUGCUAA
Messenger RNA from Colletotrichum orchidophilum, 1140 nucleotides. RefSeq lists its product as uncharacterized. The transcript is spliced from 2 exons. Gene Ontology annotation, molecular function: oxidoreductase activity, acting on single donors with incorporation of molecular oxygen, incorporation of two atoms of oxygen; ferric iron binding. NCBI's taxonomy places the organism in Eukaryota, Fungi, Ascomycota, Sordariomycetes, Glomerellales, Glomerellaceae. The record is from RefSeq and is a predicted model, not a curated record. Bases 1 to 1140 code for a protein of 379 amino acids.